AUGCUCGCCGUCUACCUUAUGCUCUUUCUCCUCGCUUUCUCCGUAGCGAAGGAUGCGACACAUAGCCAUGACACAAACGAAAAACUGUCAGUCGAGUCACGUGGUGAUAACUCUCCAGAAUCGCAUGACUCGCAGGAGCGCCCAAAUAGCAGAAGAGUUGACACGCCCAGUCCUCGCCAGAAAUGA
Ostertagia ostertagi is the source of this 186-nucleotide messenger RNA. Lineage: Eukaryota; Metazoa; Nematoda; Chromadorea; Rhabditida; Trichostrongylidae. The record is from the annotation of a GenBank genome assembly.